AUGUCAGUAAGUUCUAAUCCAUACGGUCCAAACCCAUCGGACUUUCUUUCCAACGUCAACAAAUUCGAAGUUAUUGAAAGUACAUUGAGAGAAGGUGAACAAUUUGCCAAUGCCUUCUUCUCCACUGAAAAAAAGAUUGAGAUUGCUAAAGCUUUGGAUGAUUUCGGUGUCGAUUAUAUUGAAUUAACCUCGCCAGUUGCUUCUGAUCAGAGUAGAAAAGACUGUGAAGCCAUUUGUAAAUUGGGCUUGAAAGCUAAAAUAUUGACUCACAUUAGAUGUCAUAUGGACGAUGCUAGAGUAGCUGUAGAGACUGGUGUUGAUGGUGUUGAUGUUGUUAUUGGUACUUCACAAUUUUUGAGACAGUAUAGUCAUGGUAAAGACAUGAAUUAUAUUGCUCAAAGUGCUAUUGAAGUUAUUGAGUUUGUCAAAUCUAAAGGUAUUGAGAUUAGAUUUUCCAGUGAGGAUAGUUUUAGAUCAGAUAUCGUUGAUUUGUUGAACAUUUACCGUACAGUUGACAAAAUUGGAGUAAAUAGAGUUGGUAUUGCCGAUACUGUUGGUUGUGCCAACCCAAGACAAGUUUACGAGUUGGUUAAGACCUUGAAAUCAGUCGUAUCGUGUGACAUUGAGUGUCAUUUCCACAAUGAUACUGGAUGUGCCAUUGCUAAUGCUUAUACCGCAUUGGAAGCUGGAGCUAAAUUGAUUGAUGUCUCCGUGUUGGGAAUUGGUGAACGUAAUGGUAUCACCCCUCUUGGUGCAUUGAUGGCCCGUAUGAUCACUGCUGAUCGUGACUAUGUCUUGUCCAAAUAUAAAUUACACAAAUUGAGAGACUUGGAAAACUUGGUGGCUGAUGCAGUACAAGUAAAUAUCCCAUUCAAUAAUCCAAUCACUGGAUUCUGUGCAUUCACUCAUAAAGCUGGUAUUCAUGCUAAAGCAAUUUUGGCUAACCCAUCAACGUAUGAAAUCUUGAACCCAAGUGAUUUUGGAUUGACGAGAUAUAUUCAUUUUGCCAAUAGGUUAACUGGAUGGAAUGCAAUCAAAUCAAGAGUUGAUCAAUUGAAUUUGAAUUUGACUGAUGAUCAAGUUAAAGAAGUUACUGCCAAGAUUAAAUUGUUGGGAGACGUAAGACAAUUGAACAUUGAUGAUGUUGACUCGAUAAUUAAAGACUUUCAUCAAGAACAAUCGACUCCUGCUUUGAAACCAACUGCUGGUGCCGAACCUGUUGUUGCUGUUGAAGAGGAAGUUGAAGUUGAAGAAUCAGAACCAAAAAGACAAAAAGUUUAA
Molecule: messenger RNA, 1281 nt
Organism: Lodderomyces margitis
Lineage: Eukaryota; Fungi; Ascomycota; Pichiomycetes; Serinales; Debaryomycetaceae
Gene: LYS22
Product: Lys22p
Exons: 1
Coding region: 1-1281 (426 amino acids)
Cellular component (GO): mitochondrion
Molecular function (GO): homocitrate synthase activity
Source: RefSeq, a predicted model, not a curated record